CCAUGAAUAUAAUAUUCCCAUACAUAUAUACAUUCAUUUUUGUUGGUUGCCCUGUACAUAGCCUGGAUGUCUGCUGCAUCAAAAGCAUCCUCUUGCAUCACUCCCGCGUCACCUGUUUACUUGUACCUAUCCAUUUUCCCUCCAUAGAAAGCACGGAUUAGAGAACACAUAGAAACAAACAACAGCCUCAUUCUUCAAAUUCUAUUCCUCGGAUUUUACUCUCUUUUUUUUUCCAUCUAACGAUGCCGCAGCAUAAUUACCGGACGACACGCUCUGAAUGGCUCCUAGCGUUGACCAUCGCCAUGUAAAUCUGGCCAGAAGUUCCUUGGCUCCCCCCGAAACUUUUACUCCUCAUCUCCCGGAACAUGACCGACAUCAUGAUGUAUACCGAUAUUCCACCGAGUCUAGUUGUCAAGCAUCUAUCAUGUCAACCGAGGAUACCCCCUUAGAUUUAUCCCGGACCUUGACGGCCGGUUCCGAAGGCUGGACGGAUCUUGAAGACAAGAUCAGCAACUCAUCUAUAACAUCAGAUACCUCUCAUGCACGCAUCAGCCGCCGACCGCAUUUCCCUCCUGUCCUUCCUUCCGUAAAUUCUUCCUCUAGUCUUUCCAAGAGUCUACCCCAAAAGCUGGCAGCAACCAUAUCCGCCAUCGAGGGACCCAGCUUAGCUCGUGGCCAACCAAAAACAAGCAAGUCUCAGUCGCCAUCUACUCGCGCCCGUCGUAUGAAAUCGCUAGCGCCCCAGACACAAAAGCCACUUAUUUAUAAUGAAUUUCGCGAAAAUUAUCCGUCAUCAGGGUUACAUAAUUCCUCGAACCAUCCUUAUGGCCUACUUAGUUGGCCAGCACGGCCAAUACCUCGUGGGAUCCAGGAAACUAUACUGGGGCAGAGUAGCCCCACCCGCAAUGGGGACCUCAAGCCUACGCCGUACGUCUUGGAGAGCCUUGAGUUGGAUAGUGACAUAAGUGACGACGAGGAAGUUGAGACCGGAACAGGUAGCUUCGACAGCGAAGAGGAUGACGAUGAGGACAGUUCUUCUGAUCACAUUUCACGUAGUCUUCGGCGAUUGGCGCAAAAUUACUCGAGGCUAAGAGAUCGUAGGACUGAUUUGUGGGAGAUAUUCGAUGGUAUACGUCUAAAACGAGCCCACGUCGAGGAUUCGCGCCACGAUAAGGAUGAAGCUAGUCUCGCCUUUAUGGCUGCCGUGCAAGCAAUUCUUCCCGGUAAUCCGACGUUGGAUAAGCUCUUUAAAAAUAUGCAAAACGCCCAGCUCAAGUGCCAAGAAGCAGAGCAACGCUUCGAUGACAUGUUGGAUGAACUUGAACAGGGCGAGGUUGAGCUGGAACUAGAGGAACAGAAAUUUUAUACCGCUGCCGCGGAUAUAGAUAGUCAGGCAUCCGACGAUGGAUUCGACAACGAAAGCAGUUCCCAAACUUCAGAGAAUUCUGCAUUACGAGGAAUUACUGGUGACCGGCCGGAAGAUAUUCACCCUCUUUUCGAGGAGCUUCGAGAGGCAUCCCGCAAUUUACAGCUUGCCAAGGAACUCUUGGUGAAUACUCAAAUGAAGAGGAAAGCCCUGAGUGCGGGGAAAUCUCAAUUACUGGCUCCCGACAGUAUCGAACUGUUGGAGAAGUAUGGAGAGGCGGGAAGGAAACGAGCCCUCGAACUUAAACGACUAGGAGUUAUGUCAGAGGAUGACUUGGAAGAGCUCCAGGAUUACGACGACUUAGAACAAACAGCCCUUUAUGAUAUUGACCGAUUUACGAGCGAGGCCGCACGACUAGAAAUUGAGUGCCGAGAGAAGGAAGUCAUGCCGAAGAAUACACCUUUUCAACAGGAAGGUUUCGGGUUCAACCCGGUCAAUAGAGAUGAGAUUUACCUAGAAGAUGUCCCCUUAGACAGUCCCCUUUCAAGGGAAUGUCCGAAAACAUUGGCACAUCCUACGUUCCCAAGACUGCUCCACAACCCUACUCACCUACUAGAGAAUUUUCCCAUCACAGCUCAGCAAUCGCUCCGAAUUGCAGUAUCACUCCCUCCGGAAAUGCCACUUCGCCAAAAACAUAUUGAUGACGCAGCUCGCGAAGUAAAUAUCCAGUCGUUGCACGAGGAGGCCGGGAAGGGUGAUAAAACAGGCUACAUCAAUCGCUGGUUGCUCCACAAACUUCACGUAUCACCUAUGGAAGCCGAGAUCCUCUGGUCUACCUUCCAUGUUCAUUUGAAAGUUCUCAAUGUUGAUAAGUGGCAACAAGACGUGCUCCAUGCUUGGUGGAAAGACCAGGCUGCUAGGCUGCCAUCGGCUCAAUUCGAUGGUGCGUAUGAAGAUGGCAGCUUAGCUUCAUCCAUCAACCCCAGAACGGACCUGCCAUCGAGACGUUAUUCCGACUCUGGACAGCUAGAUCACAUCCGUCUUUGGGACGUCGAAGAAGCCUGGCCCUAAGGUAUACUUGUCCUAAUUUUCCUACGUUUAUAUACAGUCACUGCAUAUAUGUACGUGACGCAGUCCCUCUGUUAUUUGAUUGGUUGACUACCGGGUACCUCGGGUCUUGGUUUGAGGAACGGCGUCGGGAAAGAUUGCUUCAUGGAUUUUUAUACCCCACCAAGCGAUUGUAGAUCAUUUAUGGAGUUUUUGGAUAUUGAUUGGGUUUGGAUUGGAUUGGAUUUAGACACCCUUUCCCCUUUUCGUGGGUCUUAAUACAGAGGCGUAAGAGAAGUCUUGGUAUUCGAGACUGAGGGCGGUUAGACAUGUAUAUUCCUAGGUACCUACCUACCUAAACUCCAGAUGUCCUCGGCUUAGACGCCUACUGGAUACCUGCCUGAGGUAUCUACUAUGCACAGUGUGUCUACAUAGUACUUAUACAUAGUAGUAUAUAGGCUGCUAACCUCAGGUAUGUACAUACAUAGUAAUUACAUAUGCACUCUUAAAAGUA
Molecule: messenger RNA, 2927 nt
Organism: Hypoxylon fragiforme
Lineage: Eukaryota; Fungi; Ascomycota; Sordariomycetes; Xylariales; Hypoxylaceae
Exons: 1
Coding region: 278-2437 (719 amino acids)
Source: RefSeq, a predicted model, not a curated record